AUGUCAUCAAUUGCUCAAGAAUUUUCAACAUUACCAAGUGAUUUAAUAUACUUGGUAAAAAAUUUCCCUCAAUACAUUGAUUUAAAAGCAAAUGGACUUGGAAAUGAUAUCAUUCAAAACCAAUUGAUUUAUUCCAUCAUUUGUAUUUCUUUUAAUCCAAUUUUUUGGAAUAUUGUUGCUCGAUUAGAAUACAAAACCCAUUUUUUAACCAAAAUUUGUUUUAAUUCGGCUAAAUUGGGUUGUUAUGUAUUAGCAAUCACAAUUUUUUCAUUGGGAAUUUAUCGUGAUCAUGUUUAUUAUCAAGCAUUAGAAACUCAACCUACUUAUCAACCAUUAAUUGAUUCUGUUAUAAUUAAAUCAUUGGCUGUUACAUUGUUUGCCUUUGGUAAUGUUCUUGUUAUCUCUUCAAUGUAUGCCUUAGGAGUAACAGGUACUUAUUUGGGUGAUUAUUUUGGUAUCUUAAUGGAUCAUCGUGUCACUGGAUUCCCAUUCAAUAUUAAUGAUAACCCAAUGUAUAAUGGUAGUACUUUAUGUUUUUUGGCAACAGCAUUAUGGUAUGGGAAACCAGCAGGGAUUGCCGUGGCAAUUUAUGUGUUUGUUAUGUAUAAAAUUGCAUUAUUGUUUGAAGAACCUUUCACUGCUAAAAUUUAUGCUAAUAGAAGAGAUAAAUUAGAUUAA
Candida dubliniensis CD36 is the source of this 678-nucleotide messenger RNA. It is a transcript of the gene OPI3, whose product is annotated as bifunctional phosphatidyl-N-methylethanolamine N-methyltransferase/phosphatidyl-N-dimethylethanolamine N-methyltransferase. The coding region runs from base 1 to 678 and encodes 225 amino acids. The transcript has a single exon. Gene Ontology annotation, biological process: phosphatidylcholine biosynthetic process. The record is from RefSeq and is a predicted model, not a curated record. Lineage: Eukaryota; Fungi; Ascomycota; Pichiomycetes; Serinales; Debaryomycetaceae. Gene Ontology annotation, molecular function: S-adenosylmethionine-dependent methyltransferase activity.